ACAAUUCAACUUUUUCAACUGCAUACGAUAAACCGGUUUGAAGGAAUACUAUCGAGCAUUGUUUGUCAUAACUGGGGACAGCACAUCAAGAUGUUUUCACGACCUCUAUUCUCGGCGACGCUGCGACAAGCCGCUCGUCCUUUAGCUCGGCCGGCCGCAUAUAACCUCAGACCUGCACCAUUCUUAACAUCCUUCCAACAACGACUACUAUCUGACCAGACGAAACAAGCGAUCGAGAAAGCCGUCGCAUCCGCUCCCGUAGUCUUGUUCAUGAAGGGGACACCCGAGACACCCCAAUGCGGUUUCUCCCGCGCCAGUAUCCAGAUUCUUGGUUUACAAGGCGUUGACCCUAACAAGUUCGCUGCCUUCAACGUUCUAGAAGACUCAGAUCUCAGAUCAGGUAUCAAAGAAUUCUCCGACUGGCCUACGAUUCCGCAACUAUAUAUCGAUAAGGAAUUUGUCGGUGGAUGCGAUAUCCUCGUUUCCAUGCAUCAAGAUGGCUCGCUAGCCAAGAUGUUAGAAGAGAAGGGCGUCCUAGCUCCAAUAGAAGGGGCGUCCGAUUCUAAGGAAUGAAGAUUUCGAAAGACAAGAACAGUAGAAUAGAUCAUCGGAUAACCAGACAUGGCGUGCACAACCUGGUUGUAUAUUCAGAUAUUGAGCAUAUGUACUUUAUGGACGAGUACUUGGCCGGAUCAGCUAAUGAAGUCGAACAUGAUAUAAUGACCAAGUCAUGCAUGGGACGUAAGGGACAUACAUACACGUGUGGCUAUAUGAGAAGACGACGCAUAGAAUCUUACAACACA
This is a messenger RNA of Annulohypoxylon maeteangense, 803 nucleotides long. RefSeq names its product glutaredoxin. Bases 91 to 573 code for a protein of 160 amino acids. The record is from RefSeq and is a predicted model, not a curated record. NCBI's taxonomy places the organism in Eukaryota, Fungi, Ascomycota, Sordariomycetes, Xylariales, Hypoxylaceae. The transcript has 3 exons.